AUUUGAACUGGACUUAUCCUAUGAACUGAAACUUUCCUUAAUACUGAACUUGUCUUUAACACUGAACUCAUCCUUAGAACUAAGUUUGUCCCUUGAACUAAACUGUUAGAACUAAACUUCUCCUCCGAGCAAAGACAUCUGUGAGAAUAUAAAAAAAAUUCAAUUUUCUGCAGUUUAUUUAACUUUAUUGUCAAUUUAAAUUAUAAAAUUCAAAAACAAUUUUUAAUCUUUCAAAAAGUUUCAAGCUCUUGUUCUUGGAUUUAAAUCACUUGGAUCCACAAUCUUCUUCUCACAGCAAAGCCCAAUGGCAUCACAAGCAGGUCCACAUGCAUAUCUUCUCAAAAUUGGUGAUCCAAAUACACAAUGACAGUCACUAUCGGGUGGUGCAAAUGUUGAAGAGCUACAAGAUGGACAGAGCUUGAUGACUGGCCUCUUAUCUGCUAAAGCAAAAGGUCCAAAAAUGCAAAAUGCAGCUACGAUUAGGAGUAAAACUUUCAUGGCUAAUCACUUGGAAUGACUGAAAUUGACUGAAUAUUAGCAAAAUUCAGUGAAAUUAAAAUAAUAAAUUAGCAUUUUCGUGAUUUUAAAAAUUUUAUGGCUGAUCGUGAGUUUAGCGAGGCGGCAGGAGCGAAACUUUGGACUAGAUUUAUUAGCAACGAGUCAAAGGCAACAGAAUUUGCGAAUAAGAUACCUGAAAUUUAAGAACAGACCAGUCUAGUCUAGGUCUAGUCUAGGUCUAGUCUAGGUCUAGUCUAGGUCUACUCUAGAUGCAGCUACAAAAAUUACAAACUUUCCAAGAAUUUAAUUUCCUUUUAUUCAUCAAAAUUGAAAAAUUUUUAAAAAUUUUCAUCAAUCCAGUUAUAGACAGCACUUUCCAAGUGCAUCACAAGCAAGUCCACAGGAAUAUUUACGAAGCUCGGGUGUUGAUCCAUCGCGGCAACCACAAGUGCUGUCAAAAUCAGCUAAUCGGCUUCUUGUACAUGGUGGACAGUACUUCCUAUCAGCAUCCACAGAGUUGGCUAGAAUUGCCAAAACUAAGGCAAAGAAAAUGUAAAAAAAUUUCAUUGUGAACAGUUUUGAGGACCAAGGUUUACUGAGGUUGUUUUGCUGUAGCUUGUUAUUCAGGUUGUUAAAAAAACACUUGAAGUAAUAUUUAUUUUGGAGAUAUUUUGCUGAUGAGCUUCAAUGACGGCUUGAUACUGAGUCUGUCUCGGGUAUCAAAUCAUCUGAGUAAAUUGAAGUUUUGUUCAUAUUUGAUAUUGUUGGAUGUAUGGAAGCUUGUACAGGAAAGAGCAAUAAAAGUAAGUUUCUAGCCAACCUUUGUGCUGCGAAACAACUCAUUAAAAGCUUAUGAACCGCAUACUAUGUGCAUGAUUAACCUUAAAGAUGUGCUUUUUUACGAAAAAGGUUGCCCACCACUGAUCUUGAGCAAGACAAACGAAUAGCUGGAACGGAGGGGUCGAUUAGAAAGUUUGGUUCUGAUCUGAUAGAAGGUUUUGAUAGACUAAUCCAGUAGUUCUUAACCUAAGUGCCGCGGCACACCAGUAGUUCUUAACUUAUGUGUGCUGCGAAAAAAAUGAUUGUUAAAGUCGGUCAAGUGAAAUUUUUAUGUAAAAAAAUGUGCCGUGGACCAAAAAAGUUUGAGAAACACUGGACUAAACUUUUUUAUUCGUCGUAAUGAACUCAAAUGCGCCCCAACCAAGCAAGUAAAUAAAGAUUAAUUGACAAAAACUUUUCUUUUAUUUUAAUUAAGCUUGUUUAACAAUUUUUUUUUUAAAAUCAUCAACGUUUCUUUAAUUUAUGCACAGCAGUAGCCAAUAGCAUCACAUGCUGGACCGCAUGCAUAUUUACGAAGCACAGGAACUACUCCAUUGCUGCAUGUACAGCUGCUGUCUGCUGAAAAUGGUGUCGUAGUGCAAGAUGGACAAUUCACAGUAACUGGAACUACAUGGCACUUCUUAGCUUGAGAAAACGUUAUGGAAGUUCCAAUAAAAAAGAAUGUGAGAAGGAUAUACAAAAACUUCAUUGUGGACGGUUUGGAUGAUGAAAUGUUACUGAAUUUGAGGGAAUAAUAAUUCAGAUGAGUUUCGUGCAGCUGAGGAAAUUGGAGACUUAAAUUGGUUGGAUACAAUAAGUUUUGUAGCUAGAUUGGCUUAUUUUGGAUUAUCCCGUAGAACAGUAAAGUUCCGCUGAACCUAGCUUGAGAAACACUGUCUUAUAAUUGAAUCAAUCCACUUUAAACCAUAAAAAAAUCCAAUUCAAAUCAGUGAAAAACACGAAAACCUAUUUUGUGUGACGUCAUCACAAGGAAUUGAAUUUCCUCGAUGAUGUCGAUAUGGAAUUGAUUGAUAAGUUGCUAUGAAUGGUUGUGGCCACUUUCUUAAUGUGUAGAUCUUAUAAAUUGAGAGAUUAACAUCCUUUGCUAUGUUAUAAUUGAGUUACUUAUCAUUUCUCUUAUGAACUUUAAUAUUUGCUCUCAGCUAUGCUUAUUCCAUAGCUUAUCAAAUUGUCUCCUUUUCUCUGAUUCAUUCUGUGAUUGACUGUUGACUUGAGUAGACUUAAGUUUGCAUCUCAGCUGGACUUUGUUAUCAAAUUAUUGCUUAAUAAAUUCCAAAAAGUGCUGAAAAUUGUGAAAAAUAAUUUCAAAUUUAUCUAAAGUUAAAAAUUAGUGGAAGUAAGGAACUGAGCAGCAACAAAAAUGGCUAAAAUUGCUCUGUUGCUGUUUUGUAUUGUUGGAGUUUAUUUGGAAUUGUCAGCAUCGACAAGCAUUGAGUGUGAAUAUGGAACUGAAAAUUGGAAAAUUCUUAAAAAUGUAUAUUUUUGCUAUGUCAAUAAUAAUCCAAGCAUAACAACUCGAGAAUCAGCGGCAAUAACUUCAAUUUCUGGAACUCAUCAAAGUGGAAAGACAAAUUCUGAUGUUGGUGGCUUUGCUGUUUAUUCUAAAACUAUUAAUUAUUUCCCGCGUGGUUUAGAAACUUUCUUUAAGAAUAUUAAAGCUAUUCAAAUUGAUAAUUGUAAUUUAAAGGAAGUCCAUCAAGAAGAUUUAAAGCCAUUUCCUAAAUUAAUUGAGCUUCAUUUGACUUCUAAUAAACUGGAAGUUCUCGAAGAGGAUCUUUUUGAUUUUAAUCCUGAUUUAGAAUUUAUUCAUUUUUGGGACAACAAAAUUGUCCACAUUGAACCGAAUGUCUUUGAUCAUUUAAGUAAAUUAAGCUAUCUUUACUUACUUUAUAACUCCUGCAUUGACAAAAAAGCUAAAAAUUCAACUUCAGAAGUCAAAAAUGUCAUCCAAGCUGCAAAAUCCCAAUGCAUUAAUUCCGAAUUUUCCUCACUCAAAACCCAACUUGAAAGCCUCGAAAAAGACUCAAAAACUUUAAAUUCCCAAAAAUUCUCUGAAAAAUUGGCAGCCUUUGAAAAAUCUUUCAAUUCCUCAAAAUUCGCCAAUUUUCGUCCAUUAAACUACAAAUUUGAAGCUCUUAAGAAUCCCACAAUUAAUUCCAUAAACUCAAGCUUAACAUGCCCAAAACUUGAAGAUUCUCCCGACUCAAAAGAUCCGCAAAAUUGCUGCCAAUUUGACCAAAUUUCAAUUUUAGACAAUAAACUAGAAAAUUUGACUCAAAACUUGCAUAGCCUUGCUGAGACUUAUUCAAACAUGACUAGUGAGUUGUGGACAGUCCAAAAAGUCCAAAAUGGACAUAGUGACUUAAAAGUUGAGCUGAGCUCCUUAAAAAGUGGACAAGUUGACAUCAAAAAUACACAAAAGAAUCUCAACAAUGACAUUAAGACUAUCCAAAAUGACCUAAAAGUAUCCAUGACUACUCAAAAGACAUCCAAUGACAAUCUCGUACCUAAAAUUACUGAUGUCCAGAACAUCCUUAAAUCCACAAUCACCGAAGUUGACACAAAAUUGACCAAAAAUUUAAAUGACAUAAAAACAUCCCAAAGGACCCUAAUAAGUGAGGUUAUGUCCACCCAUGAAGGUUCUGUUGCUAAAAUAUCCUCAAAAAUUGACAAAAUCUUGACAGCACAGGAUGAGGCUAUGCAGUCUCAAGCUAGUUGCAAUAUGACAUUAAGUGACUUUAAGGAUGGACAGAAUGACAUCAAAGUGACUCAAGUAGCUAUAAGGACAGCUUUAACUGACCUUGGAUCCAAAUUUACAACCUUAAAGGACUUUACAUUGACAUCACAAGACGACAUGAAAGGCUCGAUCAGUGACAUUGAAGCUACUCUUAGUGGCAUAAAAUCAGCUCAAGCUGAAAUGAGUGCAACCUUAAGAAAGGUAAAGACAACUCAAAAUGAGAUCAAAAUUCAGUUAGAUGACUUAAAGAUCACUAAAGUUAGUAAUUCUGAGGAACAAUCCUUGACUUCUCAUGGGUCACAAUGUGAUGCAUUUGAGGAACGCUUAACAGAAUUUGAAGGGAGAAAUUCAAGAAAAUUGGCUAAAAUUGAGAAGGAUCUUGAAGUCACUCGGUCCAAAAUAUUGCUAGCUAUUGACUCAAAGGUUAAGGCUAGCGAGGAUCGACUUAUGAACAAGAUUGAGGAAUUGUUGAAUGAAAAAUUGGGAAAAUUAAUUCAAGAAAAAGUUGAAUUGGUUUUUGCUAAUAAUUUCUAAAGUUUAAAAAUUAAAAGUUCAAAAAUUUUAAACUUUAAAAUUAAAAAAAAUUAAAAGUUGAAAAAUUAUGAAGUAAAAAAUUCAAAAAAUUCAAACCAAAAAAUUUAAAAAAAUUAAAAGUUCAAAAAUUA
Chironomus riparius is the source of this 4740-nucleotide messenger RNA. Lineage: Eukaryota; Metazoa; Arthropoda; Insecta; Diptera; Chironomidae. The record is from the annotation of a GenBank genome assembly.